GAUUAUAUGUUAUAUCGUCAUAUUAGGCUAAUGCUACCAAUUAAAAUCCAAAAUUCUAUGUCUUAAUACUACUUUUAGAGUUCAAUGCAUGACUAAAAGGAAAAUAAAGCUCUUUCAGACCAAAUUCAUGGGGUAUUAGCCAAAAUUAAUAUAAUCUAGGACCAAUCACAAAGAAAACGUUUGAUGUUUUCACUCAAUUCAGAAAACCUCAAACGAGCAAUACCUCAUAAUUUUGGCUAUUAAUGUUUUUAAAAAUACAACACACUACACUGCACACACCCAUAUGCUGCUUCUUUCUUUCAUAAAAAACAAAUUACCUUUCAACAGAAAUCCGACAGCAACUAGCUGGCUAGCUCGCUCGCUCGCUCGCUCCUCCCAGUACAAUCAGUAUGCAUUCUUCUCUCAUGAGUUCCAGCAUCUCAACGAACCACGGAACAAUAUUGACCACCACCGGCGACCUGAAUGGAACAACAACAGUGGACGCGGGAGCCUCGACGCAGCUGAUUAGCGCCGGCGAUCCCAAGGAGAGAAUCAAGAAGCUUUUCGAAAAACUCGAGCUGUCAGCCUCCCCGUACGACACCGCAUGGGUGGCCAUGGUUCCAUCUCCCGCGGCAGCGGCUUCUAGCGCUCCAAGCUUCCCAGGCUGCCUUAGUUGGAUACUAAAGAAUCAGCACAGUGAUGGUUCCUGGGGCUUGCAGACUCUAAUUCAUAGCAGAGAUCCGACGCUAAUGAAAGACACACUCUCCUCCACUCUGGCUUGCAUUCUCGCGCUCAAGCGCUGGGGCAUUGGUGACGACCACAUUCACAACGCUCUGGCUUUCGUGGAGGCGAAUUCGAGCUCCCUCGCGGAUUCGCGGCAGCAAACUCCAAUCGGGUUCGACGUAGUGUUCCCUUCCAUGAUCCAAACGUGUGUUCGAGACUUCAAUCUGAAUCUCCCGCUUGAUGCCGCGCACGUCGAGACAAUGAUCCGAGAUAGAGACAUUGCGCUCGUGACCGGUCCGGAUCGCGACACCAACGGUCGCAAUGCCUACCUGGCCUACAUCUCAGAAGGAAUCGGGAACUCGUCGACUGGAGCUUGGGAAACGGCCAUGAAAUUCCAGAGGAAGAACGGUUCGCUUCUCAACUCGCCGUCAGCGACCGCCGCGGCUUUUGUUCGCCUUCAGAACGCAGGGGCACUUCGCUACCUCCAGUCACUGGUUGACAAUAAUACGGCUGAUCACGCAGUUGGAGUUCCAGCAGUUUCCCCCUACCAAAUUCAUGCCCGGCUCUGUCUGAUUGAUGCUGUGGAGAGUCUGGGGAUUGAUCGCCACUUUGUGGAAGAAAUUCAGACGAGCUUGGAUGAGAUCUACAAAUGUUGGCAGCAGGGAGAAGAAGAGAUAUUCCUCGACGCCACAACUUGUGCCAUGGCAUUCCGGAUAUUACGCCUCAAUGGACGCCCAGUCACGCCUGACGUGUUUGAUCGAUUCGCAGAGGGUCGAUUCUGGACCGAUACGAUGGAAGGGUAUUUGAAGGAUAAGAAAGCAGUGUUGGAGUUGCACAAAGCGGCCAGAAUCAAUGGCUGUCACGGUUCAACCAUCCUUGAAAGCCAGCAGAUGUGGACAGCCAAGUUCCUAACACAGGUAGCUUUGGAAUACAGUCAUGAUCAUAGUCCUGCUCCACCCAAUAUUGUCAAUGAGGUGAAUGAUGUCCUCAAUUAUCCAUUCGACGUUGACGUCGAACUCUUGGCUCACAAGAGAAAUACCGAUCAGUACCGUCCCGAAAAGACCAAGAACAAACUUCUCAAAUCCUCCAUCAGCUGUGCGGCCUUCGGGGACGAAGCUCUGCUGAAACUAGCAAUAGAAGACUUCAACUCUCGUCAAUCAUUGCACCGCCAAGAGCUAGAACAACUUAUGUUGUGGCUUAAAGACAAAGAACUGUACGAGAUGAAGUUGGCCAAGGUGAAAACAGGCUACUGUCACUUUCAAGCUUCAGCAACUUUCUCCGACCCUGACCACUCCGAUGCCCGCAUCUUGUUGUCCAAACACGCCCUCAUUAUUUCUCUAGUGGAUGACUUAUUCGACAUUAAUGGAACUCCGGAGGAGUGUUUGAACCUUGUCCAUCUCUUGGAGAGGUGGGAUGUGGAGGGGCCAAAGGUGAAGUUGUGCUCAAAGCUAGUCGAAACACUGUACUGGGCAAUUCACAGCACCAUAUGUGAGACGGUGGAGAAAGCCUUCCCGCUACAAGAGCGUAAUGUUAUGGACCACGUCGUUGAGCUUUGGGUGGAGAUGCUGAGAGGAAUGUUGAAAGAAGCAGAAUGGGCUAGGAUGAACUUGGCCCCAACACUUGAUGCGUACAUGGAGAAUUCACCCAUUACGCUCGGUGUAGGAGCCUUCCUGCUCCCAGCCAUGUACCUAGCCGGGCAUAAGCUAGAAGACGACGUCGUUUUAAGCCCACAAUUUCAAGGGCUGUUCAUGCUCCACACCACCAUCGGUCGUUUACUGAACGACGUUGUAGGUUUCGAGAGAGAAGCUGAGCAAGGAAAAGUAAAUGCAGUGUCGCUACGGGUGACGGAGAGAGGAAUGGGCACAGAAGAAGCAGUGGAAGAUGUCGAAAACGAAAUCAAAUCGUUGACGCGAGACAUGGUGAGAUCGGUUACGGGCGAAGAUGAUUACAGUGAGGUUCCUGAAGGAGUGAGGGAUAUGUUGUGGAGGUCGGUGAAAGGGUUCUUUCUGUUCUAUAGGAAGGAGGACCUCUACCAUAAUAGCACAAAGCUGGUCAAGGUUGUAGAAUCUGUGAUGAACCAACCGAUCUCGGUUGCCUCCUCCCAUGGUUUCGAUUAGAUCAGGAAAACUAGUUAGAAACAAGGGCAAGGUAAAUUAAGUUACUGUAACCAGAAACGAGUUUUUUUUAGAAGUAAAUUAAGUUGGAGGAGAACCAAUCAUUUCCCGUAAAAUUUGACCGAACACAUCCGGCAUUAGCGACAGACUGGAGGUUUAGUGACCAACUACAAUCGGUGGGUAAUGUUAUUACUUAUGCGGUUGCUAAUGUUGUGAAUUUACUGACAAACUGGAGCCCUCAGUCAGAGUCAGAGUUCUUCGUUCCUGAUGAUGCUGCUGCUCUGCGCUUUUGUGGACUGAUACGCUUGGAUCCACUUAAGUUGUUUGAUGCGCAAAUGAUGAGAGUUACUUUAUUUGCUGGCUGGUGGUUAGUGAUGGGAAAACGACGUCUGAACAUUGUGAAAGCCGGCCAACUGCAUGCUCAAUGGAAUUGAGCCACGACGGCCCACCGAAGCUCUGUUUAGUGAUUACCUAUUCCGAAGCACAUUAGAGCUUCCGCAACGGCUGUCAUACAGCCGUUGCAUUGUGAUGUGGCACUUGCAUCUUCUUAUUUCAUGGUUGCAUAACCUAUUUCAUAUAGUGGGAGCUUUCAUUUUAUGAAAUACCAAAUGAAAUGGCAAGUGGAUCCGAUAUGACUUUUGGUACGGUUUCCUUUAUCAUGGCAAAAAUUAACGGAGACUAACAGAGAGUGACCAAACCUGAACUAUUGAACUAAUCUUAGUGACCAUGAAUGAAAUUAAAUAUUUGCAGUGACCAAACAUGAACGGUUUUAGUAAACCCAGUGACCAUCCUUGCAAUUAACCCUUACCACAAUGGUACAUCAAAGUUGAUAUAAUUUUGAAUAACUUGAUCUGAUUUAUUUGUGCAAAAAAAAAUUACAACUUAAAACGAAAGAGAUAUAGCCUAUUAAAAUCUAGAGGGGAAAAGAUUAGAGGUCUUCAAUAAAUGGUAAUGUGGCAGGUUAUGCAUGAUUAUUGACCAUAAGGUUAAUGAUCAUAACUGCUCAUGGGCUAUUAUAUUUUACUAUUUCCUUUGCUCGAUAUUUUACAAAUACCAAGAUGGUAGAUUUAUUAAAGGGUAAAUUGCAAGUUUGACCACUGGGUUUACUAAGUUGGUUCAAUGUUUGUCGCUAAAAUAAAAAUAUUUAAUUCAUGAUCACUAAAAUUAGUUCAAUGUUUCAAGUUUCAUCCUACUACUUAAUGAAUUGGGAUAACUGUAUAAACCGAUUUUACAACUUCAGUGUUGAGAUAGAGGGAAAAAGCAACAUAUAUUAAUAUAGCCUGGUUUUCUUCCUCGUCCAGUUUACAGUUAAGUGGAUAUUGUGAUUCAGAUUGGGCAACUUGUCCAGAUUCAAGGAAAUCGAUUACUGGGUACUGUACUUUCCUAGGUAGUUCACUGAUCACUUGGAAAAGCAAAAAGCAGAGUACAGUAUCACGUUCAUCUUCUGAGGCAGAAUACAGGGCAAUGGCGCAACUUGCCUGUGAAGUGCAGUGGUUAAAGGCUUUCCUCGAUUUCUUUGGAAUCUCACAUUCAAAUCCAGUGAAGGUGUAUUGUGAUAACCAAUCGGCUAUUCACAUUGCGGAGAAUCCCGUUUAUCAUGAGCGAACGAAGCACAUAGAGGUAGACUGCCAUGUCGUCAGAGAAAGGUUAAAAUCAGGACUUCUCAAUUUAUUUCAUUUGAACACCGAGAAUCAGUUAGCCGAUUUAUUCACUAAGGGGUUAUCCGGUGAUCGGUUUAAGUUUUGGCUCUCCAAGCUAGGUGUACAUGAUAUGUACUCGCCAGUUUGAGGGGGCGUAUCAACCAGAGUGCAUCAGAGGAAGAACAGAACAUUCAAACAGAGUUGCACUAUGCUGAAAGAAGAAGAUGAAGUGCAGGGGUUCGGGUCAAAAGAUGGAUCAGGCUUCCUUUAACCCGGUUCAACCAAAUCCAUACCAUAAAUAAAUAAAGACGACAACGUUUU
This is a messenger RNA of Linum trigynum, 4777 nucleotides long. Lineage: Eukaryota; Viridiplantae; Streptophyta; Magnoliopsida; Malpighiales; Linaceae. The record is from the annotation of a GenBank genome assembly.